Naegleria fowleri is the source of this 4575-nucleotide messenger RNA. RefSeq lists its product as uncharacterized. The transcript is spliced from 8 exons. Gene Ontology annotation, molecular function: ATP binding; protein serine/threonine kinase activity. Gene Ontology annotation, cellular component: cytoplasm; nucleus. Lineage: Eukaryota; Heterolobosea; Eutetramitea; Acrasida; Naegleriidae. The record is from RefSeq and is a predicted model, not a curated record. Gene Ontology annotation, biological process: protein phosphorylation; mitotic DNA damage checkpoint signaling. Bases 1 to 4575 code for a protein of 1524 amino acids.
AUGAAAAAUUUUUUCGGGAAUUGGUCUCCCGCUGCUGAAGAUGACAACAGCGUACGUGAGAAAUACGCAUCACCCAACGUUGCUGGUGUGGAUACUAUUUCAACAACAACAUCGUCAACCAACAAAAAAAUGAUUUCUCAUAAUGACGGAAGGAAUAAUGUGUCAUCCCCAUCAUCGGAAACAAUGACCGUGAUGGAAUUUAUGGCUACAGCACGGGCAGAAGAUUAUUUUGAUAUAAGCGGAAGAGCAAGUAGACAUCGAUCGAAUGCCCACAGAUUUGAUUCUCCACAAGUGGAAUUAUCUAAAUCCGAGGUUUUGCAUAAACAAGAGCAAGUUCGCGAUAAGCAGUUUGUGAAAUCAGAUGUGAUUUACAUGUUCGAAGCAGUAAAAGAAAAUGCCAAAAAGAUUUCAAUUAUGGACGAUGAAGAAAACAACAAAUCAUCACUGAUUGACACACUCAAUCAAUGCAAAUAUUCUUUUUGUGUUUCUACAAAGAAGUAUGAUGAAAUUUGUGGUCAACACCUUUUAUCCACACUUAACGGUCAAUCGACAGUAAGGUUGACAUUGAAAAAGGAUUAUUCGGAUACAUUGGAUGUGUCCAAAAUUAAAUCCAUAUAUUCCAAAUAUGAGACAACAUUUUUGGUUUGUGACUCUUUAAUUUGGGUUGCUGGAAGCAAUGAGCAUUAUAGAUUAGGUUUAGGACACAACCUUCCAUUAACAGUGGUUCCUUCCAUACUUCGUCACAACUUUAACAAGGAAAUCAAAAAGAUAUGCAUUUUGCGUCAAUCAACAGUGUUUUUAACAGAAGACAAUAUGGUUUAUGCUUGUGGAGAAAAUUUAUAUGUAAAAUCUCCAUAUGACACAAAACCAAAAAUGCCUUAUCUUGAAUCAUCAACCUAUCUGACAAGUGGUAUAGAAGAUGCUGUCAACACAGAAAAUUGCAUCUUCUUUUUGACACAGGAAGGUACUGUUCUAGUUGCAGGCCACCCUGAUGCUACAGGUCCUUUCUUUGCAACUCUAACUGAAUCACAAAGUGCUGUAGUGUCAAGUACUCUUACCAUUCGAGUUAUUACUAGUUUAUUUGGAAAAGAAAUUGUUAAAAUUUCAUGUAGUGAUGAUAAUGGAGUGACAUUAAUGUGCUUGGCUAAGGAUUAUCAAACGGUGUGGUGCUUGGGAAACAAUUUAAAUGGAAUUUUUGGAAUUGGAUUUGCUAAAAACUUUACAACUCCUAAAGAGCUAACCUUUUUCAAAGAGAAUGACAUUACCUUACAGGAUAUUUAUUGUAAAGGAGGUGAAUGCUUCUUUUUAACAACCACAGGAAGAGUUUAUCAAACAGGAGGGUCUCCAGAAUUCUAUAUUCCAAAACAAAUAUUGAUUGAACACACCAUUGUUGCGAUUGAGGAAGAUGGAAUUUUUAGAAAUUCUCAUGGUCGAUAUUUAUUCAGUUGUGGCAUGACCAAAGCAGUUGGAGUGUACAAAUAUUUCAAUGACAGGUUCCAACUGCUUCAUAAUGCAUUUCUACACUUUUUAGAUACACCUAGUACUACUACUGCAUCUUCAUCAGAUCCCCAAGACAUUUUCUCCAAGUCAGCAAAAGAAGUCAAAUCAUCAGGUGAAAUAGUUGUCAUACCCAAGCCAGUUCUUUUUGGGUAUAGCCACUUCUUUGAUCCUUGUUCGGAGCUUCCAUUCGAUUCCUUACUUGAAAAGUCCUUUUCCAAGACCACAAUAGGAGGGACAACGUUUUUUGAAGCAACAGAAAAUUUGAAAACAUCCAUGGGACUUUACAAUGCAAGCUCUAAUUAUUUUCAAAUACCAAAUGGUACAAUAACCUCUUCCCUAUUUGUAAGCUUUUUAAAUAGUCAACCUAUUCACAAAUUAAUUAUUGGAGAAUUCAGUUCAUCCGAAUAUGAAUUAACAUUUUACAAGAAGGAUGCCUUUUUGAAUAAUGUCGAAAAAGAUCUUAUGGCUCUCUCUGAAUUUUUUGGAAUGGAAGAGUUCAAUAAGCUCAUUGUGGCCAGUCAUUUGAUUUCUCAGAACUAUAGCAAGGAGAUUAAUAUAAUUUCCAACUCUGAAGAACUUGCCAAGAGAGAAAACUUUGACAUUUACAACAGUCUAUUUGAUCUCUAUAAAUCAAUCGCUGAACCAUCGAGCAGUAGCGACGACACACGCGCACACAUUAGAGAACAGUAUUUUUCUUCAUUGAAACCACAUUUCUUUCCAAAGCAAAUUCAAUAUGCAUUUGACCUUAAUUUAACCGUUUGGAUUAUUGAACUGUAUUGCUACAUUGCAGAACAGACAAAAUACACAGAUAUGGAUGCAGUCAACACGUAUAAUGUGGUUCAAAAUUUGAUACCAAACAGUUUUGAAGAAUUCAGACAGUAUUGCUACAAUAUAUUGAACUUACCAAUCAAUAGAGAGAAUCGUAAAGAUGUGUCUCGAUUCUUGUCAAAGCAAACUCCUUUUGGUUAUAUAGCAAAAGCAGAGACAGUGUUUAUUGCUGUGACUCUUUGUUUGGCCAUCAAAAUGCUUUCCAAUAAGGAAAUUCUCACCAAAUCAGCUUUUCAUGUGGAUCCAGAACAUCACAUUCUUCUCUCAGCAACACUCACUUCUUAUGAAGAAUCUGUAUCCAAGUUAUUUCAAAAAGAAGGUCUCUCUGGUUAUGCUUCCACGAGCAAAAAAAUUAACGAAAAGCAAAUUUCAAACUUUGUGUUAAAUCACAUGUUAAAUUCAUCCAUCUCUCUCAUUAGAGAUUUAAACAAGCUAUCUAUUGAAAACAAAGCAUUACUUUUAUUGAAACAUCUAGUCAUGAAUGUAUUAAGCAAUGAAGGACCCAAGUGGAAACCUCCAAAUAUGACCGUUUUUGGAAAUCACUACAUUUUGUUAAAGAAAGUUGGAGAAGGAGCAGAAGGAUCUGUAUUUAAAUGUUUUGAUAGAAACACCAUGUCCUUUGUUGCUCUUAAACGAUACAAUGAAGUGAUGGAUCAAGAAAAAAUUAAGGAAAUUAAUCGACAUUUGGAUUUAGUCAUGAAACUUUCGGUUCAUAAAAAUUUAGUGACCGUCUUGAAAAAGUUUGUUGAAAGAAAAGGAGAAAUGUUCAAUGAUUAUGGAUUGAAUGUGGUGAUGAAUUAUAUUCCACAUGGAACUCUGUAUGAUCAUCUUAAUAUCUACAAAAACAAUCCUUCCAUGCCUUACUAUCCUGAAUGGUUGUCCUUUGCUAUUGAUAUUGCUUCUGGUAUGGAACAACUUCAUUAUCAAAACUUUAUUUAUAGAGACCUCAAGAGUGAGAACAUUCUUCUUGAUUCAGACAGUCGAACGGGUUCAUUGAUUUGUAAAAUUUCUGAUUUUGGAUUGUUGACACGAUGGGAUCCAAGAAUGAGUGUCAGUCGAAAAGGUACUCCACUUACAAUGGCUCCAGAGUAUAUGGACUCCAAUGUAUUGAUUGACAAAGCUUGUGACAUUUUCUCAUUGGGUUGUGUGAUUUAUGAGUUAUUGACUCUUGAACGAGAUUUAACAAUGAAUGGUCAACGAUUUCUUUUUCAUGAAGCAAUUAGAAAUAAUCAAUCUUCAGCUCAUGCUAGGAUUUGUAAAGUGUUAGAAGGCAAUGGAUUUCCACCUCUCGUACAGAGAUUAAUUAUUUCCAUGAUUCAACGAAAAAUCUUUUUAAGACCUCAAUCUCAUCAAGUGGUACGAAUUUUGGAAUCAUUUCGAGAUAAUGGAUUUUUCACAUUGGAAAAGCAGCUUGAGCAGUUGCUUCUUGCCUUGCCAGUGGUGUCACCCACAGAUUCCUCCUUGCCUCCAUCCAAAGAUCAAGAACGAAAAAGGAAUACUUUUGGAUUGCUCAAUGGACGAUAUAAGAUACUUGGAAAGUUGAAUGCAGACUCCGAUGCGUGUAUAAGAUUUCUUUGUGCAGACACAAAGAGUAAUGAUAAGGAGGUUUUAGUGUUGGUGUUUUUACAUUUUGGAGUAUUUUGUAGUCAUUUAUCGAAAUAUCAAUUUCAUCAUCGUCAUAUCAUACAAAGAAUUGAAGAAUUCAGCGAAGACAAAACUUUUGGAAUUGUGACUACCUAUCUCAAUGGAGGAAGCUUGUUGUCUUUUAUUAAAUCACAAGGUAGCUCAAAUCAAGAUUCGAAUGUGAGCAUGAAUUCACCUCCCUUAAAUGUCAUGAUGCAAUGUUGUGAUGCAAUGAUACACAUUCAUGAACGAAAGAAGGUUCAUCUUGGAAUUUGUCCAGAGAACAUUUUAUAUCAGUUGUCCUCUUGGAAGAAUAUUGAUAUUAUGGUUGAAGCACUGGACAAUGUGACAGAUAUCGUUGAGCUAGAGAGAUCUUUACCUAAACAACUUCAGUAUAACGUAUUCAUACCUGAAUAUCAUGCUACCCAUUCCAAUAAGGAGCUUUCAUUUGCUUCCGAUAUUUUCUGCUUGGGAGUUGUAUUUUAUCAACUAUUAAGUCGAGAUUUAGUAAGUUUUUUUGAACUAUUGUAUUGGAACUUGAAAACCAUGUUUUUUAAAGACAUCUUUCCAUGUCAUGUCAGAAACAGACAUGCUGUCAAGAGUGAACGAACAGUUGAAAACUAG